UUUUUUUUUUUUUUUUAAUAAAGACAGAGUCUUGCUCUGUUGUCCAGGCUGGCAUGCAGUGGCGUGAUCACGGCUUACUGCAGCUUUGACCUCCUGAGCUCAAGUGAUCCUCCCACUUCUGCCUCCCAAGUAGCUGGGACCACAGAUGUGUACCACCAUGCCUUGCUAAUUUUAAAAUUUUUUAAUAGAGAUGGGGGUCUGUCUGUGUUGCCCAGACUGGUCUCAAGUGAUUCUCCCACCUCAGCCUCCCAAAGUAUUGGGAUUGCAGGCAUGACUCACAGCGCCUGGCCUCAGUUUCUUUCAAGACCAUCCUAUAACACCAAGUUAGUUUGAGGAUUCUAUGAAUGUCUGCUUAAAGAUAUCCUUCUGAAUUCUGUGAUUCUCUUGAAAGGCUUGUUGCAAUGAAAAACAAAGUAUAAUGAUGACUUUAUGUGAAGUAUACUUUUGGAAUUUCUUAAGCAGAAGUCCUGAGACUUUUGAGAGUCCCUGUAUUUAAACAGUACCAUUUAGGCACAGUUACUGCUUAUGAAAUGAAGAGUAGCUAGAUGAAUAUAAAAAAUCUUACUCUUACAUUUCAACCCAGCAUUAUUUGAACCCAGCAAAAUUAUUUCUAUAGUAGAAUCAAUUUAGUUCCUUAUUUUAAGCCAUGCAUAUAUAUCUCAAAGCAAAUUUCAAGAGGGAUUAAAUGUUAUUAUGUGAAAAUAUUAGGAGGUGAAAUAAUAGGAGAAAGUAAACACAUUGAAAGUAGGUAUGUUCAGGCCAGGCGCGGUGGCUUAUGCCUGUAAUCCCAGCACUUUGGGAGGCUGAGGCGGGCAGAUCACGAGGUCAGGAGAUCGAGACCAUCCUGGCUAACACGGUGAAACCCCGUCUCUACUAAAAAUACAAAAAAAAAUUAGCCGGGCGUGGUGGCGGGCAUUUGUGGUCCCAGCUACUCGGGAGGCUGAGGCAGGAGAAUCGAUUUAACCCUGGAGGCUGAGGUUGCAGUGAGCCGAGAUUGCACCACUGCACCCUAGCCUGGCAACAGAGCAAGACUCUGUCUCAAAAAAAAAAAAGGAAAGUAGGUAUGUUUACAAUUUAAAAUCUUUGGGCAUGGAGAUAAGCUAUAAGGCCAUUGAUCAGAAUGGACCAUUUCAUAAUGUUCCAAAAAUUAGACUACUUUGGAAAAAGGUGGUGUGUGGUCUUAAUGUAGGCAAUGCACAUGUGUGUUUAAGUUUCAAAUACAGCUAAGGAGCUAAGUGGAAUUUUUUUUUUUUUUUUUUACCAAAUAGCGUGUAUUAAUAAUAGCUCAGUUCCAUUUACUGAUUUGUUUUUCCUUUGUUUAUGUCAUAUAUUAUCUUUCCAAGAGAUUGUGAGUUUAUGCUACUGCCAAUUUGGUAUGAGGGCCUGUUUUUAAAAGAGCUGCAUGAUAUUCACUUGGAUGUACCACGAUUUAUUCAACCAGUCUUUUCUUUGUCAUUAGACAUUUAGUUUAUUUAAAGCCUUUCAACAUUAUAAGUAACUGUGAAAGAUAUCUUUGUGCUAUGAGUUGCCUACAUUUUGGAUCAUUGCCACUAAGAAAGAAAUUAACUAGUGACUCAAUUAUUCCUUGCUUUUUUUGAGCAAAAAUCAUAUUAAAAAUAAUUAGAUUUAAAAUUUUUGGUUAAAUUAUACUUUAAAGCAAAGAUCCUUGCCAUUUAGAUCUAGUUUGGUAUUAAAUGAGAACGGUGGUUCUCUACUGUGUUGGUGGGGGAUAUGUUCAUGAUGGAUUUUGCUGUGGAAGGACAUUUGGCAAUGCCUGGAGAGAGUUUUGGUUGUUACAGAUGCAGGGAGGGGUGCCACUGACAUCUAAUGGGUAGAGGCCAGGGAUGCUGCUGCUAAACAUCCUGCAAUACACAAGACAGUCCCCACUUGCCCCCCCCCCCCCAAAAAAAAUUAGCUAGCCUAAAAUGUCAGUAGUGCUGAGGCUGAGAAACCUUGGAUUAACAGGUUUCACUGCUGAUGGGAAACUUUUUUUUUUUUAACAGGGCCUUACUCUGUUGCCCAGGCUAGAGUGCAGUAGCAGGAUGCUAGCUCACUGCAGUCUUGAACUCCUGAGUUCAAGCAAUCCUCCUGUCUCUGCCUCCCAAGAAGCUGGAACUACACAUGCACACCACCAUCCCCAGCUAAUUAAAAAAAUUUUUUGGCAGAGCUGGUGUCUUACUGUGUUGCCCAGGCUGGUCUCAAACUCCUACCCUCAAGUGAUCCUUCCAGCUGGGCCUCCCAAAGCACCAGGAUUGCAGGAAUGUGCAUUUUACCUUGCUGUCACAGGAUGGCUCCUGCCUGUUCCCACCCCUCACCCCCGGCAGCAAAACCUAUGUUCCAGGCAGGCAGCAGUGAGGACAAAGGAAAUUCGAAAUGAGUCCCAUGACUAUCCUCAUAGAGUGGCCAAGUUUCCAGAAAACAGAAAUCGAAACAGAUACAGAGAUGUAAGCCCAUAUGAUCACAGUCGUGUUAAACUGCAAAAUGCUGAGAAUGAUUAUAUUAAUGCCAGUUUAGUUGACAUAGAAGAGGCACAAAGGAGUUACAUCUUAACACAGGGUCCACUUCCUAACACAUGCUGCCAUUUCUGGCUUAUGGUUUGGCAGCAGAAGACCAAAGCAGUUGUCAUGCUGAACCGCAUUGUGGAGAAAGAAUCGGUUAAAUGUGCACAGUACUGGCCAACAGAUGACCAAGAGAUGCUGUUUAAAGAAACAGGAUUCAGUGUGAAGCUCUUGUCAGAAGAUGUGAAGUCGUAUUAUACAGUACAUCUACUACAAUUAGAAAAUAUCAAUAGUGGUGAAACCAGAACAAUAUCUCACUUUCAUUAUACUACCUGGCCAGAUUUUGGAGUCCCUGAAUCACCAGCUUCAUUUCUCAAUUUCUUGUUUAAAGUGAGAGAAUCUGGCUCCUUGAACCCUGACCAUGGGCCUGCGGUGAUCCACUGUAGUGCAGGCAUUGGGCGCUCUGGCACCUUCUCUCUGGUAGACACUUGUCUUGUUUUGAUGGAAAAAGGAGAUGAUAUUAACAUAAAACAAGUGUUACUGAACAUGAGAAAAUACCGAAUGGGUCUUAUUCAGACCCCAGAUCAACUGAGAUUCUCAUACAUGGCUAUAAUAGAAGGAGCAAAAUGUAUAAAGGGAGAUUCUAGUAUACAGAAACGAUGGAAAGAACUUUCUAAGGAAGACUUAUCUCCUGCCUUUGAUCAUUCACCAAACAAAAUAAUGACUGAAAAAUACAAUGGGAACAGAAUAGGUCUAGAAGAAGAAAAACUGACAGGUGACCGAUGUACAGGACUUUCCUCUAAAAUGCAAGAUACAAUGGAGGAGAACAGUGAGAGUGCUCUACGGAAACGUAUUCGAGAGGACAGAAAGGCCACCACAGCUCAGAAGGUGCAGCAGAUGAAACAGAGGCUAAAUGAGAAUGAACGAAAAAGAAAAAGGCCAAGAUUGACAGACACCUAAUAUUCAUGACUUGAGAAUAUUCUGCAGCUAUAAAUUUUGAACCAUUGAUGUGCAAAGCAAGACCUGAAGCCCACUCCGGAAACUAAAGUGAGGCUCGCUAACCCUCUAGAUUGCCUCACAGUUGUUUGUUUACAAAGUAAACUUUACAUCCAGGGGAUGAAGAGCACCCACCAGCAGAAGACUUUGCAGAACCUUUAAUUGGAUGUGUUAAGUGUUUUUAAUGAGUGUAUGAAAUGUAGAAAGAUGUACAAGAAAUAAAUUAGGGGAGAUUACUUUGUAUUGUACUGCCAUUCCUACUGUAUUUUUAUACUUUUUGGCAGCAUUAAAUAUUUUUGUUAAAUAGUC
Molecule: messenger RNA, 3803 nt
Organism: Homo sapiens (human)
Lineage: Eukaryota; Metazoa; Chordata; Mammalia; Primates; Hominidae
Gene: PTPN2
Product: protein tyrosine phosphatase non-receptor type 2
Exons: 11
Coding region: 2043-3458 (471 amino acids)
Biological process (GO): regulation of type I interferon-mediated signaling pathway; regulation of hepatocyte growth factor receptor signaling pathway
Cellular component (GO): nucleus; endoplasmic reticulum-Golgi intermediate compartment; endoplasmic reticulum
Molecular function (GO): receptor tyrosine kinase binding; protein tyrosine phosphatase activity
Source: RefSeq, a predicted model, not a curated record